Messenger RNA from Phasianus colchicus (ring-necked pheasant), 759 nucleotides. The record is from RefSeq and is a predicted model, not a curated record. NCBI's taxonomy places the organism in Eukaryota, Metazoa, Chordata, Aves, Galliformes, Phasianidae.
CAUUCCCCCCCCGCAGUGAAGGACGCGGACGGCGUGCUGUGCCGUUACAAGAAGAUCCUCACCACGUUCCAACGCCUGAAGAGCAUGAGCCGAGCCUUCGAGCACCACCGCGUGGACCGGAACACGGUGGCCCUGACCACCCCCAUCGCCGAGCUGCUGCUGGUGGCCCCGGAGAAGCUGGCGGAGGUCGGGGAGUUCGACCCGGCCAAGGAGCGGCUGCUGGAUUAUUCGCGCCGCUGCUUCCUCGCCCUGGACCCGGCCACCCUGCAGAAGGUGCAGGCGCUGAAGAAGAGCAAACUGCUGCUGCCCAUCACCUACCGCUUCAAGCGGUGAGGGGGGCGGGGGGCGAGGGACCCCCGAAAGGCUCGGAGCCCCCGUUUGUGUGCACUGAAGUGGGGGGGACCCAGGGAGCCCCCGACCCCAAAGAAACCCCCACCCCCCCAGCCCCCGUUCCGCCCCCGAUGCCUGGGCCCGUCUGUGUUCCUCAGCAUUGGGGGGUGGGGGACGAGGGGCCCCCGAAGGGCUGGGAGCCCCCAUUUGUGCGCCCUGAAAUGGGGGGAAGCAGAGAACCCCUCCCCCAUCCCAGUGACCCCUCUGUGUUCCUCAGCAUGGGGGGGGACGGACCCCUCACAGCCCCCAGAACGUCCCCAAGAUGGGGGUAGGACCUUCAAAGUGCCCCCCUCCUCCCUCCCCCCCAACUGCUUGGACCCCCCCACAGUCCCCAAAAUAGCCUCCAAAGGACCCUCCUUCAUUACCCAA